Messenger RNA from Panonychus citri (citrus red mite), 1828 nucleotides. RefSeq names its product tetraspanin-33-like. The record is from RefSeq and is a predicted model, not a curated record. Gene Ontology annotation, cellular component: membrane. Lineage: Eukaryota; Metazoa; Arthropoda; Arachnida; Trombidiformes; Tetranychidae. The transcript has 5 exons. Bases 248 to 1123 code for a protein of 291 amino acids.
UUCACCAUUUAUGUGUUAGGGCUUCUGACAAUUAGUUGAUUGUCCCAUGGAUCUUAAUUGUUUAUCGAUGGUUUAGUUGUUAAUUUUUCGUAUUUACAUCAUUCUCUCUCCCCUUUUCUGCCUCUGAAUCAUUUUGUAGAUCUUUUAGUUUCCUCUUUUAUUCAUUUUCUUUCUUUCUCACUUUUUCUACUCUCUUGGUCCUUUUCUGUUCUUCAAUAAAUCUUAUUCUCUACAUUCAACUAAUUAAAUGUGUGCCCGUAGAGGUAGAAUACCUCAUCAUUCCCAUCAUCUUUAUUUACAGAGACGAGAUGAGGAUUAUUCGUACAUCAGUCCAUGUGUUAAAUAUUUUCUAUUCUUCUUCAAUCUUAUAUUCUGGCUCAUUGGUGGUACACUGAUAGCCUUAGGUGGAUGGUCUUUCCUGGAGGAAUACCCGGAAACUGAUUUGAAAAAAUUUGAAGGUGUAUUAGAUUUAUUUAUACAUGUAUCUUUGGCUCUCGUAGUCCUUGGAACUAUCGUUUUCUUGAUGAGUUUUGCUGGAUGUUUGGGAGCUUUAAGAGAAAAUUUAUGUUUCUUAAAAUUGUAUUCAUUGAUGUUACUACUCUUAUUCAUCGGUGAAAUAGUUCUAUCAACUGUUGCAUUCAUCUUUCCCAACACUGUUUCUUAUUUCCUGAAAGAUAAACUCUCAAAAGAUCCCAUCAUGAAGUAUAGAGAAGAUACCAACCUGCAAAACCUGAUUGAUGUUAUGCAGAUGAACUUUAAAUGCUGCGGUAUAUCAGACCAGGGGUACAAAGAUUGGAAUCGUAAUAUUUAUUUCAAUUGUAAUGAAUCAAAUCCAAGUCCAGAAAGAUGUGCUGUGCCUUUCAGUUGUUGUCGAAAUAAUAAAAACUUUGAUAGUGGUUUGAUUAACAGUAUGUGUGGUUACUCCUUCCAGAAUGUAUCCUCGGUGGUUCAAGUAAAUAGAUUCAUCUACACUCGAGGUUGUAUAGAAGCAGUGACGGAGCUUUUCGAGAAGAAUAUGAACUACGUUGCUGGAAUUUGUCUCGCGUCAGCGGUUGUCCAAUUAUUAGCAAUGUUUUUAGCUCGUUCCUUGCAAGGACAAAUAAUGGCGCAACAAAGUAGAUAACGUUAACUUUUCUCGGACACUCUUUCAUUAUGAAGCAACAACAUCAACAUACCUUGAGCAAAAUUAGCUGAAAAUGUGAUGUAAAAAAGGAAAAUGGACCUUCAACCUCUCAUCGAAACUUGAGUAAUCCAUUGCGGGUAUUAAUAUACACAAUUUAAACCUGAGUCUUUCUCGGUUUACUCAGGUUGUGAGAAGUGUUAAUUGUGUUUCAGUUUCUUUUUUUCUCGAGAGUUGUUUCGAGAAUUUCAAUCCUCUCCUGCCAAUCACUCUUUGUGAGACUCACUUUCUUUUUCUCAUAAAGCCUUUCUCUUUAUUCAUUCCUCUCCUUCAUCAUCUUUCAUUAUUCAUAAAAUCUUCCAUCAUUUCAUCAAUUCUCAUCCAUCAUCUUCAUUAUCAUCAUAAUCUUUCUCUCUCAUUGUAAACUUUCUUUCUUUCUCUUUCUCUCUCCUUCUCUCUCUUUCUCUUUCUCUCUUCACAAUCUCAAUAACGUAUUACCCGAUUGUACUUAAAACCUUUCAAAUUUUUUUCGCUUUUUCUACGACAAAUGAACAAUUCACUCUUUUUAUUGUAAAAUGAUUUUUCUAAUCGGGAAAAAUUGUUUCAUAUCUAUAAAUAUAUAUCUCUUUGAUGCUGAAAACAAAUAUACAUUUGUAUCUAUGAAAAGUAUGCAUUAAAAAACUUUCCUCUCGCAGGAAUAAUCAACAA